UUGAACCUAAUAGGCCUAGUGCAUUUUCCUCUUCUUUUUCAUUAAUGGGGAAUUGCCAAGCCAUUGAUAAAGCAACACUAGUGAUACAACACCAAAGUGGGAAAAUAGAAAGGUUUUAUUCUUCUGUUAGUGCCACUCAUGUUAUGAAAACAAACCCUGGUCAUUAUGUUGCCCUCGUUGUCUCCACCACCUUGUGUGCAACAACAAGUAGCAACAACAACAACAACAAAAACGUUAACAAUAAUAAUAACAACCAAAUUCGUGUAACUUGCAUCAAGCUUCUCAAGCCCACAGAUACACUCCUUCUUGGCCAUGUUUAUAGGCUUGUUACUACUCAAGAGGUUAUGAAGGGGCUAAGAGAAAGGAAGCACACAAAGAAGAAAAACAAGUUAGAAUCAGCCCAGAAACUAGGUUGUGUUAGGAAAAAGAAUAGGUUGGAAAUGGAGAAAGCAGCAAGAAUGUUUGACCCGGAAGACAUCCAGUUAUAUUUAUUCUUUUCAGGGUACAGAACCUAAAAUACAUGGAUCCAAGACAACAAUCUCAAGUAAUAAUAAUAAUGGUGGUGGUGCCAGUGCCACAGCUAAGACAAGAUUUUGGCAACCCUCUUUACAAAGUAUUUCUGAAGUUGCCAGCUGAUAUGUGCUUUCCAUCUUGCCCCACAUACUUAGGUGUGAGGACAGUUGAGCAAUUUUUUUUUAAAGAAAGAGUUCAUCGCAAUAAAGUAAAGUUUAUUACAAGAGCUAAAAAUAACAACAGCCAGUUGAGCAAUUACUAUAAGGAGAAAAAAAAAA
This is a messenger RNA of Arachis ipaensis, 791 nucleotides long. The record is from RefSeq and is a predicted model, not a curated record. Lineage: Eukaryota; Viridiplantae; Streptophyta; Magnoliopsida; Fabales; Fabaceae.